This is a messenger RNA of Esox lucius (northern pike), 2603 nucleotides long. RefSeq names its product xylosylprotein beta 1,4-galactosyltransferase, polypeptide 7 (galactosyltransferase I) (gene b4galt7). The transcript has 7 exons. NCBI's taxonomy places the organism in Eukaryota, Metazoa, Chordata, Actinopteri, Esociformes, Esocidae. Gene Ontology annotation, molecular function: xylosylprotein 4-beta-galactosyltransferase activity. The record is from RefSeq and is a predicted model, not a curated record. The coding region runs from base 522 to 1601 and encodes 359 amino acids. Gene Ontology annotation, biological process: carbohydrate metabolic process; proteoglycan biosynthetic process.
GUGAUUACUUUAAUGUUUCUCCCGGAGCAGUAUCUCAGACGGAUCUUGUAGAGGGGUUGUCAUAAUUUCUUUAGAUAUUGUCUAGACGUGAUUUAACAAAAAUAACGAAGUUGUAUCUAAGUAAUUUUUAUAUGGUAGUGUGGGAAACUGUGUGCUAAUAAUAUAUAUUUUUUUUAUGUUUAUUAGCUAUGUUGUAAUCGUUUUUUUGUUUCCCGAAAUCCACAGGGUGUACUGUGCGGUAGGAACAACAUUUCCCUUGCUCCGCUAUGUUGCUACGUGUACACCCGCUAGCCGGCCACCUAGAAGUGAAUAGCCAGCGUCAAGACAAAGCUUUGCUAAUAUAAUGCGAAUAUUGCCACGAUAGUUCACGAGCAUUUGAAAUACGGGUGAUGUGAUAUUUCGGGAUAGAAUAAGACCAAAAAAUAUGAGGGGUCCAUCAAAAUCCGACUGCAAAGGAGAGAGUCUGGAAAAAUGCAGCUCGAUACUAUAAUCCUCAUGGCAACGAAAGCAUUCUCGGUUUCAUGAAUAGCUCAUGUCAAUAUUUGGGCAAUAGCAAUACUGCAUUUUUGUGCAAUCUUCAAAACGGUUGUCAUUUGCUAACUUUGAAAAUGAUGUAUUCAUCAAGAAGAAAACCGGUCCUCUAUUUCAAAGAAGACAGAAGACAUUUCCAAAAAGUACCUCGCCCAGAAGACGUUAAUAGAUUCUGGUCCGGUAAAUGCACAGUGUACAAACUCUUCGGCCUGUGUAUGGUCCUGGUGCUGGUCUCGCUUCUGUGGCUCCAGCUCAGCUGUACGGGUGAUGUCCGGCUGAUAGACGACGGCGGUCUCCCUCGCCAGCCCUGUCCACCGGAGAGACAGGCGUCCGCUGCCGAAGACCCUUCCUGGGGUCCUCACAAGCUGGCCCUCCUGAUACCUUUCAGAGAGAGGUUCGAGGAACUGCUGGUGUUUGUCCCCUUCAUGCACUCCUUCCUGAACAGGAAGAAAAUUCUGCAUGAGAUAUUAGUGAUCAACCAGGUCGAUCACUAUCGCUUUAACAGAGCCUCUCUCAUCAACGUGGGCUACAUGGAGAGCGGAAACGACACAGAUUACAUCGCCAUGCACGAUGUCGACCUGUUACCUCAGAAUGAGGCGCUGGACUAUGGCUUUCCCCAGGAGGGGCCUUUCCACGUGGCCUCGCCAGAGCUGCACCCCCUCUACCACUACAAAACAUAUGUGGGAGGAAUCCUGCUGCUCACCAAACAGCAUUACCACAUGUGCAACGGUAUGUCCAACCGGUUCUGGGGAUGGGGAAGAGAAGACGACGAGUUCUACAGAAGACUUCGAGCGGCUGGAUUGCAGCUUUUCCGGCCCAAUGGAAUAAAGACAGGGUAUAAAACCUUUCACCACAUCCAUGACCCAGCCUGGAGGAAAAGAGACCAGAAGAGAGUAGCCGCCCAGAAACAGAAGGAACAAUUCAAAGUGGACCCUGAGGGCGGGCUGACUAACCUGCAGUACAAGGUGGAGUCGAGACAAAAGCUGACCAUCAGCGGAGCCCCCGUCACGGUCAUCAACACCCAACUGGAGUGCGACACUGAGAAGACUCCCUGGUGUCUCCUCAACUAACACGCCGCCGUUGUCGAACAAGAUCGAACCGUGCUGCCUCAUCUGGCUUCUGUUUAUUUUGAACCAAACGACAGGAAACAGACUAACUUAAGGAGGGACUCCCUGGAUUUGUUCAAUGAGAAAUGUUUGUUUUUGUGUGCCCUAAUGAAUCUGACCCUGGUGCUUCAGCGGUGCAGUUUCCGCUGCUUGCUGUGCCAGUCCAACGAGGGGAAAAAAGAGGAAUGGUCAAACAACUGCUCCAGAACACAUGGCUGCCAUAUUCUGGCCGGCCCAGAGAGAAAGAGCUUUUGGAUCCAGCAGCGCCUUCCCUCGUCGGAGAGAUGGAAUGUAUUUAUAUUAAACUAUCUUUAUUUUAUUUUUUUGAACCGCUACAUAGCUGCCUGACUUGCAUUCAGAACUGUGAGUGAAUGGAUCUCAUGCGGACCAAAACUUCAGGGGUUAAACUACAGAUACUUUUCCAAUAUUGACGAUACAUGAAAGACAAGGGUAAUACUCAAAAUAAUAAGCAAUGGCCUUUGUAUAUCUAGGGUCCCUGUGACCAGUCGGCACUUUUCAGGAAUCCCUUCCCUGUACUUUAGAUGUAGUUCGCUAUACUGUCUGUCUGUGUAACAAGCAGAGUUAAUUUCCUAUGAAAGUGUUUUCUUUCUGACAAUGUAAUGCACUGGAUUGGCAUGCCAUGUCCAUGUCUCACAACAUUGUACUCUCAUUGUGUAUCUAUUGUGACCCAUCAUGUGCUCAACUAGCCGUGAGUUGAGGAUCAGAGCUCCAUUUCGGCCAAUUAACGGUCAAUCAGCUUUAAACUUGCGCUGUAGAAUGUUUUACGAAAGACUAGACAUUAUUAAAGGAUGUUUGGGUAAAUUAUGGUGUAUUUUUGGCAAAGCCCAAGUGUAUGUUACAACAGUUUGGAGUUUGGCCAUUUACCACAAUGUAUUUUUGGAAUGACUAGGUACCAUUAAUGUAUUUGUACGAUAUUCAGUAUUUAUAUAAAGAUCUGACUAAAGA